Molecule: messenger RNA, 726 nt
Organism: Orycteropus afer afer
Lineage: Eukaryota; Metazoa; Chordata; Mammalia; Tubulidentata; Orycteropodidae
Gene: CDC34
Product: cell division cycle 34, ubiqiutin conjugating enzyme
Biological process (GO): ubiquitin-dependent protein catabolic process; protein polyubiquitination
Molecular function (GO): ubiquitin conjugating enzyme activity
Source: RefSeq, a predicted model, not a curated record
UCCGCCGCCGCCGCCAUGGCCCGGCCGCUGGUGCCUAGCUCGCAGAAGGCGCUGCUGCUCGAGCUUAAGGGGCUGCAGGAGGAGCCGGUCGAGGGCUUUCGGGUGACCCUGGUGGACGAGGGCGACCUGUACAACUGGGAGGUGGCCAUCUUCGGCCCCCCAAACACCUAUUACGAGGGCGGCUACUUCAAGGCUCACCUCAAGUUCCCCAUCGACUACCCGUACUCGCCUCCAGCAUUCCGAUUCCUCACCAAGAUGUGGCACCCCAACAUCUAUGAGACAGGGGAUGUGUGCAUCUCUAUCCUGCACCCCCCGGUUGAUGAUCCCCAGAGUGGGGAGCUGCCCUCAGAACGGUGGAACCCCACCCAAAAUGUCAGGACCAUUCUCCUGAGCGUGAUCUCCCUCCUGAAUGAGCCCAACACCUUCUCCCCGGCCAACGUGGACGCCUCUGUGAUGUACCGGAAGUGGAAGGAGAGCAAGGGCAGGGACCGCGAGUACACAGAUAUCAUCCGGAAGCAGGUCCUGGGGACCCAGGUGGACGCGGAGCGGGAUGGAGUGAAGGUGCCCACCACGCUGGCCGAGUACUGUGUGAAGACCAAGGCCCCGGUGCCAGACGAGGGCUCAGACCUGUUCUAUGACGACGACUAUGAGGAUGGCGAGCUGGGGGAGGGGGCUGACAGCUGCUUCGGGGACGACGAGGACGACUCGGGGCCCGAGGAGUCCUGA